Nannizzia gypsea CBS 118893 is the source of this 6696-nucleotide messenger RNA. Its product is annotated as DNA polymerase epsilon catalytic subunit A. Gene Ontology annotation, biological process: DNA replication; leading strand elongation; nucleotide-excision repair, DNA gap filling. The coding region runs from base 1 to 6696 and encodes 2231 amino acids. NCBI's taxonomy places the organism in Eukaryota, Fungi, Ascomycota, Eurotiomycetes, Onygenales, Arthrodermataceae. Gene Ontology annotation, molecular function: nucleotide binding; DNA-directed DNA polymerase activity; zinc ion binding. Gene Ontology annotation, cellular component: nucleus; epsilon DNA polymerase complex. The transcript has 3 exons. The record is from RefSeq and is a predicted model, not a curated record.
AUGGCCCGCCGACCAGGAAAAUAUGGCAACAAUUAUAGAUCGCAGUCGUCAUCGUUUAUACCGAAGAAGUCAAAGACCAUUGGUGUGUCAUCUCUACGGUCGAGCGAAGCGACCUCUCAAGAUGAAAAAUUCCAAGCGUUACGGAUUGCGGACGAGAUCGAUGAGACGAUGGGAUUUGCGCGAUAUGAGGCAGGGAAGAAGCGAAUUGGGUGGCUAUGCAACAUGCAUAGUACAACAAUAGAAGACGCAAAGAUACCUGGUGGCCGAGCGGCAGUAGAGUUCUAUUUUCUCGAAGAUAAUGGCGGCAGUUUUAAGGCGGCGGUCGAGUACGACCCUUAUUUCCUGGUAGCUACAAAACGAGGACAUGAAGCGGAAGUAGAGGAAUGGUGCAAGCGAUCAUUCGAGGAGCUAGUGAAAGGGGUAAAGGUGGUGGAAAAGGAGGAUUUGCAAAUGCCAAAUCAUUUGCUUGGAUAUAGAAGGAAGUUUUUGCAGUUGAGCUUUGCCAACGUCUCGGACCUGCUUGCAGUACGAAAAACCAUCUUUCCCAUUGCUGUCAAAAAUAGAAAGAAUGUCAAUGCGAUGGAUACCUAUGCGGAGCUUGCAAGUGCAAAUGCUGGAUUUGAUCUUUUUGACGAUGCCUCGAAUAGCCACGGACAAAACUCCCUGCAGGAUGCCGCGGACUAUAUUGUGGAUAUCAGAGAAUAUGACGUACCUUACCAUGUCCGCGUCUCAAUCGAUAAAGAUAUCCGCAUUGGAAAGUGGUAUACGGUUCAGUCAAUCCACGGUGUUAUAACGUUGACCUGCCUUGAGGAAAGGCUGCAAAGAGCUGACCCAAUCGUUCUUGCAUAUGAUAUAGAAACCACGAAACUUCCGUUGAAAUUCCCGGAUGCUGCGAUUGACCAGGUUAUGAUGAUAUCAUAUAUGAUUGACGGACGAGGUUACCUGAUUACAAAUAGGGAAAUCGUCUCUGAGGAUAUCAACGAUUUUGAAUAUACCCCCAAACCCGAAUACCAUGGGCCUUUUACGAUUUUCAAUGAACCGGAUGAGAAAUCUGUUCUAGAGCGUUUUUUUAGCCACGUAAAGGAAGCAAAACCAAGCGUUAUGGUUACUUAUAACGGUGAUUUUUUCGAUUGGCCCUUUGUUGAAGCACGAGCAAGUGUCCAAGGAAUUGACAUGUACGCUGAAAUUGGCUUCCGAAAAAAUAGCGAGGACAUAUACCAAAGUGAUCAUUGCGUUCAUAUGGAUGCGUUUUCAUGGGUAAAUCGUGAUAGUUACCUUCCGCAGGGAAGCCGUGGCUUGAAAGCUGUUACGGUUGCGAAGUUGGGUUACGACCCCGAUGAGCUCGACCCGGAAUUAAUGACCAGAUAUGCGAGUGAACGGCCUCAAACAUUAGCCGAAUACUCGGUUUCUGAUGCUGUAGCGACAUAUUAUCUAUAUAUGAAAUAUGUCCAUCCAUUUAUCUUUUCACUCUGUACCAUUAUCCCACUGAGUCCAGAUGAAGUUCUUCGAAAAGGUACCGGAACCCUCUGUGAAAUGUUGCUGAUGGUUCAAGCCUACCAGCAUAACAUUGUUCUGCCCAACAAACAUAUGGAUCCCAAUGAAUCAUUCUAUGAAGGUCAUCUUCUUGACUCUGAGACUUACGUUGGCGGCCACGUGGAAAGUAUUGAGGCCGGUGUAUUCCGCAGUGAUAUCCCAGUUAAUUUUACUGUUGAUACAACCGCUAUUGACGAGCUCCUUCGUGAUCUUGAUGCAGCGCUCGAGUUCAGUAUAACCGUGGAAGAAAAGAAAUCCAUGGAAGACGUGGUCAACUACUCCGAAGUCAAGGCACAAAUUACGGAAAGGCUCCUUAAUCUGAAAAAUUCACCGAACCGAAAGGAGAGACCAUCUAUUUAUCAUUUAGAUGUUGCGUCUAUGUAUCCCAACAUUAUGACUACAAACAGGUUGCAGCCAGAUUCAAUGAUCAAGGAGUCCGACUGUGCUGCCUGCGAUUUCAACAGGCCUGGGAAAACCUGCGACAGACGCCUACCAUGGUCUUGGAGAGGAGAAUUUUUACCAGCAAAACGCGACGAAUAUAACAUGAUCCGACGUGCGGUUGAGAACGAAAAGUUUCCUGGGAAGACAAAGAACCACCCCCCAAGAAGCUUCGAGAGCCUUGAUGAAAGUGAACAAGCCACGAUCGUGAAGAAACGGCUACAGGAAUAUAGCAAGAAAAUUUAUCACAAAAUUCGUGAAACGAGAACCAUCGAACGCGAAGCCAUCAUUUGCCAGAGAGAAAACCCCUUCUAUGUUGAUACCGUCAGGAACUUCAGGGAUCGAAGAUAUGAUUUCAAAGGCAAACAGAAAGUCUGGAAAGGCAAGGUAGAGUCUCUCAAGUCUUCUGGUGCUGCAAAUUCGGAAGUUGAAGAAGCAAAGAAGAUGGUUGUUCUCUUUGACUCUCUUCAGCUUGCCCAUAAAGUUAUUCUGAACAGUUUCUACGGCUAUGUGAUGAGAAAAGGUUCUCGAUGGUAUUCCAUGGAAAUGGCUGGAGUUACUUGCUUAACUGGAGCACAUAUCAUCCAGAUGGCAAGGGAACUAGUGGAACGGAUUGGACGACCUCUGGAGCUCGAUACUGAUGGUAUUUGGUGCAUGUUGCCAGGCACUUUUCCGGAGAACUUCGUAUUCAAACUUGUAAAUGGUAAAAAACUCGCCAUUUCAUACCCUUGCGUUAUGUUGAACCAUCUAGUUCACGGUCGAUUCACAAACCAUCAAUAUCAGACCCUUUCGGAUCCUUCUACGUUCAGAUACACAACUCACAGUGAUAAUUCUAUCUUUUUCGAGGUCGAUGGCCCCUACAGGGCCAUGAUUCUACCAACCUCAAAGGAAGAGGAUAAGAACUUGAAGAAGCGUUAUGCUGUAUUCAAUCAUGAUGGAUCUCUUGCUGAAUUGAAAGGGUUUGAGGUAAAGCGAAGGGGAGAGCUUAAACUCAUCAAGGUGUUUCAGACACAAAUUUUUAAGUUCUUUCUUGAGGGAACUACACUUGAAGAGACAUAUGGAGCUGUAGCUGAAGUUGCGAACAGAUGGCUGGAUGUUCUACAUAUGCAUGGCUCAACGUUGGCAGACGAGGAACUAAUUGAUAUGAUAUGUGAAAACAGGAGUAUGUCUAAAACCAUCGAGGAAUACGGGAGUCAAAAAUCUACGUCAAUCACCACCGCCAAACGACUUGCUGAAUUUCUAGGGGAGCAAAUGAUCAAAGACAAAGGACUGAACUGCAAGUAUAUCAUAUCUGCUGCCCCGAGGAACUCCCCUGUCACAGAAAGAGCCGUUCCUGUUGCUAUUUUUUCAGCGGAGGAGAAUAUCAAACGGUUUUUCCUACGUAAAUGGCUGAAAGAGGACCCUGGAGAUAUGGACCCACGUACAAUAAUUGAUUGGGAUUAUUACUUGGAACGAUUGGGAUCCGUGAUUCAAAAAUUGAUAACUAUACCCGCUGCUCUGCAGAAAGUCUCCAAUCCGGUCCCUCGAGUUGCUCACCCGGAGUGGCUUCAGCGAAGGAUCAAUACCAAGGAAGACAGGUUCAAACAAAAGAAAAUGACUGAUCUCUUUACAAAAAACCCAUUAGCCAAUAUCUCAACAAAUAUUAUGGAUCAUCGUGUUCCUUCUGCUGGGGAUAUCGAAGAUAUGAUGCAGCGUGGAAGCCAGAAACCAGGUACACAGAUAGGGAACAAGCUCACUCAGAAGCGAAAAGCUCCAGGGGAUACAGUUAUAUCUCAAGAUCCUUAUGCCAGCCUUCCACCGGUAAUGCCAUCGAUUACCAAGAACUACGAAGACUGGCUCCGUUACCAGAAACAGAAAUGGAAAAUCCAGAAACAAGCACGUCUCCGGCGCCGCAAGCUCUUUGGCGCUAAGAAAACCGCAGCUUCUGACUCGAUUGGCAGUUUCUUCCGAAACCAGGCCGAACUGACCUAUGUCAAUACCUGGCAGAUAUUGCAACUUAGGGAAACUAGUAGCCCGGGUGAGGUGAGGGCAUUCGUGCUGAUUGAUCGGAAAGUGCACACCAUAACCAUCAAAAUACCCCGUCAGAUAUUUAUCAAUUUCAAAGAUGUGGAUCUUCCGGAUGUUGAUAUCACUGGCUGUUCUGUGCAGAAAGUCAAUCACACACUGCCAAAUGGCCAUCCAUCCGUCCAUUUAUUCCAACUGAGUAUGCCAGAAGAGAUAUAUCUGAGAGAAGCAUCAAAGAUAUCCCUAUUACUUAACCACCCAAGCGUUGAAGGAGUGUAUGAGAAGAAAGUGCCAUUCAACGUUCGGGCCGUCCUCAAACUCGGAAACCAUUGUACUUUUGAUGAAGAGCAGCGAGGAGUUCUCGGCAAAGGUUUGGAGCAUGGCUUUGAUUUGUCAACUCUUCUUCCAGCCCCAGAACCGGGUAUUUAUCUCGAAGGAGCAGAAUUUCAAUAUGUCCUGCUCUAUCAUAUAGUCUCCGGUGAACGUGAGAUAUUCUCUGUUUUCUCCACUAAAUCUGGAGAAGCUCAUAUUGUGACGUACACAAAGCAAAGGGACAUCCAAGGAUUUCCCAAUGUCGAUAAAAUUUUCGCGGAGGCUCUGCAACGGAAAGCAGGCGAGCAAAAUAAUGAAGCAUGGCAGCAAAUAUUCCAAUACCAAGAUAAGCUACAUUUCAAGACAACGCAGGUUACAACGAAGCGAAAGGCCCACUUAGAAGUUGGUGACAUUAUUAAAAAGUUUCGCAAUGAGACUACUAUGCCAAUGAUGGUUGUAGUUCAGUCACCCAAAAGUCGCCAGCUUCCACGUCUAAUUUCAAUUCUGAAGGAUUACCCGAUGAUAUCUCUCAGGUCCAAUGCUUCAGAUAAUGAACUGCCGCCGUUGGGCUGGCAAUCAUACGCCGCAAGACAAAUCGUGGUACAUUACUUAGCGCUGGAUUCCUGGGUUAACCAUCUAUUGGGAUUUGCGAGAUACGGUAAUGUACCGAUCGGCAACUUGGAGAAGGAUGACCCUAAACACUUAAUCGAUAUCCUUUAUGCUCGCCAGCUCGAGCAGAGCAAUGUUGUUUUAUGGUGGUCCGCUAGCCCUCUUCCCGAUCACGGUGGAUAUGAAAAGGACAACAUCCUAGGCCCACUAAAUUCGGUUGAGAUGGCUUCUGUCAAUAUAGCCGGUGCAUAUUCUACUGUUUGCAUUGAGCUUGAGGUCCGAAAUCUUGCCAUUAAUACUGUCCUCACCUCAUCACUUAUCAAUGACCUCGAAAACAAUGAACCCGCAUUGCUCAACCCAACAGCUCCAGGAGAUCAAGAGAAAAUCUCGGACGGAACGGGUGUUUUGUAUUCAGACACUGCAUUCUCCGCUGUGGGUAUACUUGUUUUGCGAGAAAUGGUAAAAUCCUGGUGGAACGAAGCCUGCAAGGGCAAUGGGAUGGCAGAUGUCAUGGUCCAGCAUCUUAUUCGAUGGGUGGAGAGUGCGGAUUGCUGUUUAUACGAUCAUGCACUGCACCAGUACAUGCAGAUGAUCCUGAAAAAGGCUUUGCAACAGCUUAUCUUGGCCUUCAAACGAGUUGGGUCCAAUGUCAUUUAUGCAAACCCAAACAGAUUGAUUCUUCAGACAACCAAAACCGAGGUUGGGAAUGCUUAUGCUUACAGCAAAUAUAUUCUUCAAUCUAUUAAGGAAAAGCCGUUGUUCCACUUCCUUGACAUUGACAUCAAGGAAUAUUGGGAUUACUUGAUAUGGUAUGAUCAAUUCAACUAUGGCGGCAAAGCAUGUCAGGAAGUUGUCGAGGCCGACAAGCAAGAGCUGGAAGCCAUUAUGAACUGGCAGAUUAGCAGAUUCUUGCCCACUCCCCUGCAAUCUGUGUUCGUGGACUGGAUUGUGGAGUACGUCGAGAUAAUGCACGGACUCAAGAAACCUGUUACGGUGAAUGGCGAAACCGAUGGGACUCCUCGGCAGACACAACUUCCAUUCCGGCCUGAAGACGAAAGCGAGAGCGUCGAGAUAACUUCAGUGUUGAGCCAAUCCUUCUCUAAAGCACUGAAAAAACAGGUAGCUGGCUUGAUUCGUCGACAGCGUGACGAGAUGUUGCACCCUGAGCUUGCCUCUGACUACGACUUCCCCGUACUUCCUGGAGCGGUGCCUCCUAAGCAUGAACGUAACCCAACCCUAGAGUUGGUUAAAUACCUUAUGCAGGUCCUCGGACUCUCUAAAUACACCACACUGGAAGUGAGGCUUCUCCGUCGAGACCUCCUUGCACUUUUCGACAUCCGCGAGUUUAGUGACGAAGGGAAAUUCGAAAGCCCAAGCUCAAGCUUAGUUCUUUCACAGAUAAUAUGUCAUAAUUGUACUAUGGCCCGGGACUUGGAUCUCUGCCGUGACCCCGAAUUGCUUCCCGAAAGCGGAACGGAGAAUAAUGCGUCGACAACCCUCCCUCCGUGGACCUGCCCUUACUGUUCUACCGAAUACGAUCGGCUAUUCAUCGAAGAGAGGAUUAUUGGCGAAGUCCAAGGUCUUGUGAUGGAGUGGCAAGCACAAGACCUCAAAUGCGCCAAAUGCGCUGGUAUAAUGAUUAACCCAUUCAUGGAACACUGCUCAUGCAGCGGUGAGUGGGCUGAGACUAUCGACAGGCGUGCCACGGAGAAAAGGCUGCGGGUAUACAAAAGCAUAGCUGAUUAUUACGGUUUCAAGAUGUUGUCCAUGGUUACGAAAGGCGUUUUGGAAGGCAUAUGA